GUCUGUCAUGGCCACACAAGGCAAACUCAACCAAUGCCUUCUUCGAGAAAGAUCACUCUCGAAGAUGCGGCGGUCGUUCUUUCCCAACUGCUCCAUAUCCAGUUCUGGCAAGCGAAUCGGCAACCAGACGAUCUGGCUUUAAUCGCGUCAUGUACGCAGCUGCUUGAAGCAAAACCUGCGCUCCAUUCGCUACUGAAGCUUGCUCAUGGCCAAAACGAAACCAAUUACGCCUCGAUAACUGAUUCGCCUUUAUUUCCGGCAUUCGUCUCUGCUGCCGCUCAAGCUGCUUUAAGGGAUACCGGUGAGAAACUCGAGAACGCCCUUGCCAGGGAGUCGCAUUUACCUUCUUGGGAACCACGCAUAUCCGCGUCUAGUCCCAUUUACAGUGAUACCGACGUCCGCAAGCAUCUGGCCUCCCUUGGACUGAGGAAAACGUCGGAAUUCACCACAGACAUGUCCAUUAUUCUGCACGAUUUGGGCGGGUUUGAACAUGAUCCACCAUUGCGAGCCCGCGUAACUAGACUUUUCACGCCAAGAAACAAGUUUCUUGUGAAUGCUUCUGGCACCGGAAAAACGAGGCUUUGUUACGAAGGACUGUGUACAAAUUGGGGUUUGUACUUUACCCUCCACGUUGAUUCUGGUUGGCUGGGAAGCCAUGACAUUCAGUCAAAGCUCGAAGGCCUCCUGGAGUACCAUAGAAACCGUCAUUCCAUUGAAGACUCGCAACCUCCUGAACAGACCACGCUUCUCGCCAGUCGAUGGUUUGGGGUCCUUCUGCUUUGCCGACUUCUCAUCCUUCAACAAUUUCUCGAAAUAGUAUCCAGUGAUGCCGGCGGUAUACAUACGGAGCAUAAAUUGCGAUGGUUGGAGUUGCAACUUGCGCCACCCCAGUUCAAAGCUGGGGCCCAAGAUGUAUUUACCAGAGUGGGAAAUGCGCUGGAGGAGCAUAGCAAUGAUAUGGCCAACCUCCAGUCCGACAUCGACGAUGCACUGCGCAAAAUUCGGCAUGUCAUUGGCCAUGAUUCCCCCAUGUUCAUCGUCAUUGAUGAAGCUCAAGUUGGUCUCGAUCCCAAAAGCUGGCAACUUCUGACCCGCGGCGCCUGCACCUUUAUCUGCGCCGGCAUCAAGAUUCCUCCCUCCAUCGUCGCUGGAGGAAUCGGUGACGGCUUUGAGUGGACGUCAGACACGGGCGAGUUUGACGACCCUGAUGCUCACGAGCGAUAUAUCGAGAAAUUUUUACCUCCGGCUCUUCGAGACUCGUCGUCGGGCCAUUUGCUUGGUUCUCGCCUGUGGCGUUGGUGUCGCGGACGACAUCGGUUCACCGACAAGUUUUUGUCUAUCCUGUUAACCAAUGGGCUUCAAUUCCCGCAUACCACUUUGUCUCAGUUCAUCGAGGCGGGAACGGGGCUCCGACCGCUCGAUGCAGUACAAGUGUGCCAUGAAGAAGCCCACCCGCAACCAAGGCAUUGGUCGUUCAGCUUUGGCACACCAACAUUCCAAACGCUUCCUCCAGACGACAAGAAUCAUGUGCUCUCCGUUCUGUACCGCUUAAUGGGGACCCACCAGACCAAUAAGUUCGAUGUUCAACGCAUUGACCUUGUUUACAAAGGCCACGGGCGUUUCAUCGAUGCAAAUAUGUCGCAGAUUGCUUUCGAUGAGCCUUCAAUCCUGGUCCUCGCUGCUCGCCAGCUCUUCCCAGCGCCCGUUCAACCGAUUGAAGGAAGACCCAACAAUCGGCCAUCAACGUUCAUAUCAAGCUUGCAGUUAAAUCCUCCCAAGACCCGGCAGGACAUUGCACAUUGCCUUGCGUUCUAUCUCUCUCAAGUACUCGGACGACAGCAAUUGCUCACCGAGAUUCUCGACUUUCCGCACUCUACUCCUGUGUGGGCUCGCCAAACCGCACAGCUCGUCCGCUUCCAUUUGAACGACUCCGGAGAAUCCGAGCACUCGAUGGUUGACUCUGACAUAUUCAGAUCUCUGCUACCCCUUGCCACAGAAACAAGCUCGUUAGAAGAAACAACCGAAUGGAUUGAACAUAAAUACGGCACUACAUUUUGCAUCUCUUCGUCUCCUAACUUGGACUUGCUGUGUGCAGUUCGGUUGGAAGAUGGGUCAUUCAUUUGGCUUGCUAUUAAGACACUUGCAGCCGAUGAACAUGUGACUGACGAAAUCCUAAAACCAAUGGUGUCGCUUCUCGAUAUUGACAAUGUAUUCCUUGAGGAGGAUGUUGUUGACUCUACAUCCGUCCGCCAAGCGAUCAAUGCUCUUCGUUCUUUACCUGGAGUCAAGAAACAACGGCCUGUUUUUCUUCGCGCUUUCACAGCAUUCCCCAACGAAAUCGACUUGAGUAACUGCGUCGACAAGCGCCGUCGCGAUUGUGCCAACGUCAGUUUCCGCGCGCUCAGACGCAGCAAGCACCAGGUUAUGCAAGAGGACUUUUUCGACGCCAUCAUCAACGGAGCGAUUGCUGGUACCAAGCGCAAGUCGCAAUGGGACAAUGGGUCGCUGCAUGAGAACCGGAAGCGGUCAAAAAUGCUAGAGAUGGACUUGAUAUAUGCGUCGAAGAGGGAUUAUGUACUUAGCCGCGAGCCUGACCCGCAGGUAUGGUGGGACAUGGCAGGGGAGGAGCUGUCCGAAGAGUCUGAAUCCAGUUUUGAUUUUGACUCCGAUCCCGACACCGACACCGAUACCGAUUCUGAUUCGCCUUCGACAUCCCCUCGGCUCGGAGCUAGUAAAUCACCACCAUCACCACCCAACCCCAAGUCGCAACAGAAGAGAAAGCUAGCAGCAAUCUCUGAAGCCGAAUCUGCAAGCGCAACCCGCAAGCGAAAGCGUUAUUAUCAUUAG
This is a messenger RNA of Mycena indigotica, 2847 nucleotides long. RefSeq lists its product as uncharacterized. The transcript has 7 exons. Bases 34 to 2847 code for a protein of 937 amino acids. Lineage: Eukaryota; Fungi; Basidiomycota; Agaricomycetes; Agaricales; Mycenaceae. The record is from RefSeq and is a predicted model, not a curated record.